UUGUUCCGCUUCGACUGCUGCCUACAGUGACCGCACCGCGCGUUAACGGACAGUCCGCUCACAACAACCUGCCCUUUCCGUUCAUAUUUUCCGUUCAUAAUUGCUCAAAUACACAAGUCUGAAGACGACGGUCACAAUGAGCGCUAUAAACGUGAAGAAGCUGAAAGUGAACGAGCUGAAGGACGAGCUAAAGAAAAGGAGUCUGUCUGAUAAAGGGCUGAAGGCGGAUCUUAUGUCGCGCCUGCAGGCCGCACUAGACGAGGAGGCGCUCUCUGGUACUAACGGCUCCGAGCGUCGGUACGAGGACGGAGGAGACCCCGCCGGCAAAGACCUGGAGGAGGACCCGGUGGGAGAGAGCAUGGAGGAGGAAGAAGAGGAUGGAGGAAACGCGGAGGCCGAGCAUGAUGAUAUUAUGGAGGAGGAAGAGGAGGACGCCGGGGUAGAGAUGGAUAAAUCGGAUGAAGACGCUCUUCUUAAAGAUGAUGAUGGUGAUGAUGAUGAAGAUGAAGAGAUGGAGAAAUUCGAUGAGGAUGAUGUGGCUCUUGACAAGGGGGAUGCGGACAAAGACAAGAAAGAUGAACAGAAGAAUAAGAAGGGUGUAAAGAGACGCCGAGAUGAACAUGGAAGGGCCUACUUUGAAUUUAUUGAAGAAAGAAAAUACAGCCGGGCAAAGUCUCCUCAGCCCCCUCUGGAGGAAGAAGAUGAAGAGUUUGAUGACACAACCGUGUGUUUGGACACCUACAACUGUGACCUGCACUUCAAGGUGUCUCGUGAUCGCUACAGCGCCUCGUCUCUUACGAUGGAGAGCUUUGCCUACCUGUGGGCAGGAGGACGAGGGUCUUAUGGAGUGGACAAGGGCAAGGCUUGCUUUGAGAUGAAGGUUAUCGAGAAGAUCCCUGUUAAGCACAUCUCCAGUAAAGGAAUUGAAGAUCACGAUGUCCUGGUGGGCUGGUCAUUGGCCAACAGCUCUUAUCUGCUGGGAGAGGAAGCUUACUCGUAUGCCUUUUCAAUGACGGCCAAGAAAACCAGCAAUGCUGUGACAGAGGACUACGGGGAGACUUUUGACGAAAAUGAUGUUGUCGGUUGUUUUAUUAACUUUGAUGGAGCAGAAGUGGAAAUCUCCUUCUCCAAGAAUGGAGAGGAUCUGGGAAAGGCGUUUACAGUGAGUAAGGAUGAGCUAAAGGGAAAGCCGCUCUUCCCGCACGUCCUCUGCCACAACUGUGCUGUUGAGUUCAACUUCGGCCAGCAAGAAAGCCCAUUCUUCGCUCAACCGGAUGGAUUUACACUCCUGCAGCAGAUCCCCGUUCAUGAUCGCAUCAGAGGACCGAAGGGCCCAGAGAACAAGAAAGACUGUGAGGUCAUUGUGGUGGUCGGACUGCCUGGAUCUGGAAAAACGGAGUGGGUCACAAAGCACACAGAAGCCAAUCCUGGAAAAUACAACAUUCUGGGGACGGACACAAUCCUAGAGAAGAUGAUGAUUUCCACGCUGAAACGACAGAUGAAAGACGUGACAAAGCUCUUAGAGAUUUCCCUGCGUGCUCCUCUGUUUCUGGGUAAAUUCAUUGAGAUCGCAGCACGGAAAAAACGCAACUACAUUCUCGAUCAGACCAAUGUUUCAGCUUCAGCCCGGAAAAGGAAAAUGUGCCUGUUUGCCGGGUUUCAGCGUAAAGCAGUGGUCGUCUGUCCGACAGAUGAGGAAUAUAAAAAGAGGACGCUGAAAAAAGCAGAAACUGAUGGCAAAAAAGUACCUGAACAGGCAAUCAGAAAAACCAAGAGAAUAUACUCGUUGCCAGUGGAAGGUGAUUGCUUCAGUGAAGUGCUGUAUGUGGAGCUGCAGAAGGAGGAAGUAGCCAAACUUCUUGAACAGUAUAAAGAGGACAGCAAAAUCUGUUCUCUAGAGCCGAAACCCAUCCAGGCAGGGGUUCAGUCCAAGAGAAGAAGCUCAAAGGGACGAGGAGGAAAAAACAUGUUCAACCGUGGUGGAGAAGGAGGACUAGCUCAGAGAGGAGGAGGACGAGGAGGCUUUCCGCACAGAGGAAACUUCAUGGGUGUGCCUAUUCCUCGUGGUGGGUUCAGAAGACCACCGAUAGACUUCCUUCCUCCGCAUGCCUUCAGAGAAGUCUUCAGUCGGGGCAGUUUCAGCCGGGGCAUGGUGAUGCCCAAUAGAGGCGGUGCUCCCAGACCGGGACCAGGACGGGGAAACAUGGGGAACAGAGGAGGAGCCAUGCACAGGGAACACAUGGGGCACGGUGGAGGGGGCAACUUUAACCAGAAGUUCAGGGGUCGAGGAGGAAAUAAUCGAGGAUUUAAAAAUGGCAACUUCAGGAUGAGCAAGGCACAGGCUUUCAACGAAAGCUGGCAACAAGGGUUCUGUAAUCGGAAGCCAUGGAGUCAUCCGUACAGUCCUUCAUAUUACUGAAAAUAAGCUCACGUGAAGAACAUCAGCUUUAACUUCAGAAGUCAAACAUUCGCUUUAUCUAUUGUCUUCUUUUUAAUAGGACAUUGAGGAGAAAUGACUCUAGAGCUUUCAGAGCUUCACAGGCUUUUUUUUUUAUUAUUGAUAUUUUAUGUAUGUGUUUGACCGCAGACUUGUAUGCCAGUGCGGUUUAAUUCAGGUCUCUUAGUAUAACUUCAGGGUGGGAUGUCUGACUUUUUGAAACUUUCAACUUUCUGAUUUUUAUGUGUGUGAAUCUUUGUGUAGCAGUAAAUCUCAGUAAUAUAUGGAGGAAUAGAGAAAGUUACAUUUUAAAAGUAAUCUAUUACAAUCUUAAGUCUGUAUAAGUGUCAGACAAAAACAUAAAUAACAUGACGCAUACUUUCACAUUACGCGUCUACACUUUCUAGUUCACCCAGAAAUAAAAAUUCUGUCAUUUACUUAUUCUUGUUUCAAACCUUAAUGAGUUUCUUUUUUUUGUUGAACACAGAAGAAGAUAUUUUGAAGAAAAAAAAGGAUAAACAAAUUCUAUGGAAGUUGAUAGUUACUGUUUUGAGCAUUCUUCAAAAUAUCUUCUUUUGUAUUCAAUAGAAUAAAAUAAAAUAAACUGAUGAAUGUUUGGUUCCACUUGAGUGCAAGUAUAGUGUGUAAAUUUUCAUUUUUUGGGUGAAGUGCAGUUGACUUUAUUAGUUGGCAUUUGAUACAAACAAUUACAUUAAUCAAAUCAACUCACAUUAUUAUAAACACACAGUUUCCCACAGAAAAAACCAACAAACAAACAUCAGGUUAAAACAAAAAUCAAGUACUUGAUAUAUCCUAAAAUAUUGCAAUUUAUUAUGAGCGACCAUUGACGAUUGGGCAAAGCUAUUUCUAUAAUGUUUUGUCCGACUUAAAAACCAUUGCUUUUACUAACACAUAUAAUUAAAAAGAAGAGUGACUCAAGAUUGUAAUAUAUUACUUAUAAAAAUGCCUUUACCCAACAUUCAAUAUAAGAACACCAUUGUCAAUGAACUUUGCAGUUAUAUGAUGAACAUGCUUCUGCUACAGUUAUUUGUUUAGCUGAAAGAAUAUAAAACAUUUUUUUGUCAUGACAGCUCUCUGAGAUUCAAUAAUUGGUAAUGAAUGUGGCAAUGUUGAUGUGUUUGGUCUUGGUGGAAUAGAUCUGCUACGCUGCUGCUGUUUGUUAUUAUGGUAGAAUAAGUACCGAGACCUGCUACUGCCAGUAUAUUCACAGACAUAUCAUCUGAGAAUAUAACACACUCGGGGGCGGACUGGCCAUAGGGAGCACCGGGACAUUUCCCGGUGGCCUGACGGUCUAUCUGGCCUGCCACCUUGAGUCUGACCUGACUUUCAAUUAUUUUUUUCUAGAAAUGCUGUCCUAAAAAUGCUGUCCUAGUCCGCCCCUGAACACACUGCUGCUGCAAACAUAUAAUAUACACUUGAAGUCAGAAUUAUUAGCCCUCCUCCUGUGUGUUUUUCCCUAAAAUUUCUGUUCAAAGGGAAGGACUUUUUUUUCUAAAUAUAAUAGUUUUAAUAACUAAUUUCUAAUAACUGAUUUAUUUUAUCUAUGCCGUGAUGACAGUACAUAAUAUUUUAAUAGAUAUUUUUCAAGACACUUCUAUACAGCUUAAAGUGACAUUUAAGGUCUUAACUAGGUUAAUUAGACAAGUUAUGGUAAUUAGGCAAGUCAUUGUAUAAGUCAUUUCAUUCUGUAGAGAAUCAAAAAAACACAUUGCUUAAGGGGGCUAAUAAUAUUAAUACAAUAAUAAUAAUAAAAUGUUUUUUAAAAAUUAAAAACUGCUUUUAUUCCAACCAAAAUAAAACAAAAAAGACUUUCUUCUGAAGAAAAAAUAUUAUAGGAAAUACUGUGAAAAUUCCCUUGCUCUGUUAAAUAUCAUUGGGAAAUGUUUGAAAAAGAAAAAGGCUAAUCAUUUUGACUUCAAGUAUACAGUAUGUAUCCCCUGUAGCAGUUCUAAACACAGGUGGAGCUGGGGCGGAGGAGGGUCUCUGAGAAACACACUGCAACACUACAGCAUAGAAUGACACUGAGCAUUUAAAAAACUGUGGAGUGAGCUUAUUGGCUGCCAAGGCAACGGCAACGUGUAGUUAAUGAUGUAGGAGCCGAUUAGAUGACCUAUCAGUUUCAAUGCAAGAAAUUUCCAUUACAAUAAAAUGAGAUGUCGAAACAUGUUUUGAUCCGCAGACUGUAUAUAUUUUUUAAAUAACUUGAAAUGUCAACAUCAUGUAAUAACAUUAUGUUUUUUGGUAUAGAAUGCUGAAUUUAGAAGUCUGUCAUUUGUAUAUAAAUACAGUUUGUGCUAAACAGUCA
Messenger RNA from Danio rerio (zebrafish), 4763 nucleotides. The record is from RefSeq and is a predicted model, not a curated record. Lineage: Eukaryota; Metazoa; Chordata; Actinopteri; Cypriniformes; Danionidae.